AGAGAGAGAGAGAGGUGAUCAUAAAUCAUAGCCUGAUCUGAGUUUUCUACUUCUGAACCAACUUCACAAUCUAACUCGAAGCAUUACUCGAGGCCUUUUCUGGGUUUGAGUGUGCCGAUGGUUUCGAAGUAAAAUCCAAGAUCAAAAUAAGAUUUUGGUUUCAUCAAGUCCACCAAAAGCUUCUUCUUCGUUUCUUUUCUUUCUGGGGUUUUAAGAAACUGCAGAGACCAAAUGGCCGACAAUACAUUAAACAGGUGGGCUACACGGUUGAUAGUGAUCCUGAUUUUAGUCUCAACCUCCAUUUCAGCUCAUCAAAACCGAAACCAGGCAUCAAGUUCAACAAGCAACGAGAUGAAGAAGGAGGUUGAAGCUAAUUUUAUUCUUGAGAAAGUAUUCAACUUGUCACCAUCACGGUUGGGAUACCAACACACAUGGCCUGAAAUGAAAUUUGGAUGGAGAAUUGUGGUAGGAACCAUAGUAGGGUUCCUAGGAGCAGCGUUUGGAACGGUUGGUGGAGUUGGUGGGGGAGGCAUAUUCGUGCCAAUGCUUAAAUUGAUUAUUGGAUUUGAUGCAAAAUCAGCUACUGCUAUCUCUAAAUGCAUGAUAACGGGAGGAGCAGGAGCAACAGUGUUUUACAAUCUGAAGCAAAGACACCCAACAAAGGAACUGCCUAUGAUAGACUAUGAUUUGGCUCUUCUUUUUCAGCCAAUGUUGGUGCUUGGAAUCAGCCUUGGAGUUAUUUUGAAUGUCAUUUUAGCUGAGUGGAUGAUUGCUGUUUUGUUAAUUAUCAUUUUCCUUGUCAUUUCAACUAAAGCUUUCUUUAAGGGUGUUGAGACCUGGAAAAAAGAAACCAUUCUUAAGAAGGAGACUGCUGCUAGACAGGCGCUAUUAUUGAAUGAGAGUACUGAGAGGAAUGAAGAGGGAGGAUAUGAGGCCCUUCCAUCAUCAGGUUCAAGCAAUGAAGAUCCCAGAGAAACCACAGAAUCAAAGAAAGAAACGGUUCCUAUUAUGAAGAACGUUCGAUGGAAGGAACUAGCACUUCUUUUCGCUGUUUGGGCCAUCAUACUCGCCAUACAAAUUGGAAAAAAUUACACUGUAACGUGUUCGGCGGCAUAUUGGGUAUUGAAUGUGCUACAGAUACCAGUGGCGGUGUCAGUGACAUCAUACCAGGCAGUGUUACUGUACAAAGGGAAGAGAGCAAUAGAAUCAAACGAAGGUCCCCAACCAGAAUGGACAGCUCAUCAACUAAUCUUCUGUUGUGCCCUUGGCCUUGCUGCUGGCAUUGUUGGUGGCUUGCUUGGCCUUGGUGGUGGCUUCAUUCUUGGCCCUCUUUUCAUUGACCUUGGAAUCAAUCCUCAGGUAUCAAGUGCCACAUCCACUUUUGCCAUGACAUUUUCUGCAUCAAUGUCAGUGGUGGAAUAUUACCUCCUAAAACGUUUUCCUAUUCCUUACACUCUUUAUUUUGUGGGUAUAGCCAUUGUAGCUGCAGUUUUGGGACAAUAUUUGGUGAAAAAGCUCAUAGUAGUAUUAGGGAGAGCUUCUUUGAUCAUUUUCAUCUUGGCCUUCACGAUUUUUGUCAGUGCAAUAUCACUAGGUGGUGUGGACAUAGCAGAUAUUAUCGAGGAGAUUGAGAAGCAUGAGUACAUGGGUUUUGAUAGUCUCUGCACCUCCUCCAGUUAAAAUAUUUUGAGAGUUUUUCAUGGUAGCUUCUGGUGUUUCUAGCUAUGUGGUGAUAUAAUUUUUUACAAACUGUAAUUUCAAUUUUAGAUUUAUUCUGCUCCUCGUAGAGAGCAGAGUUGGUUUGUGCUGUAAUAGCACAUGUUAUUUAUACUCUCUUAUAACAGCAAUCCAUCUGUUUGUUGACAAAUUAAAUUAAAGUGUAAAAAAAUAAUAAUUUAAUGAGUAAUAUUUUGUUUGCUU
This is a messenger RNA of Prosopis cineraria, 1920 nucleotides long. Its product is annotated as sulfite exporter TauE/SafE family protein 3-like. The record is from RefSeq and is a predicted model, not a curated record. Lineage: Eukaryota; Viridiplantae; Streptophyta; Magnoliopsida; Fabales; Fabaceae. Gene Ontology annotation, cellular component: Cul4A-RING E3 ubiquitin ligase complex; membrane. Bases 232 to 1680 code for a protein of 482 amino acids. Gene Ontology annotation, biological process: protein ubiquitination. The transcript has 12 exons.